This is a messenger RNA of Amoebophrya sp. A25, 12432 nucleotides long. Lineage: Eukaryota; Dinophyceae; Syndiniales; Amoebophryaceae. The record is from the annotation of a GenBank genome assembly.
GUGACCAGUUCUGGGUAUCUUGCAUGUAAAGGAACUACAAAUUUUGUAUGUCCAUAACUAGUUCAUGUUACAGAACGUUCUUUGUCAUACAAAAUAUUUUUAUACCUAUUUCAUCAGUUAGAAGAUUUAGAAUCAACAGCUGAAGACGAUUAUGAAUUAGCUGUAAGGCUAAAAAAGUGCUAGAGUAUAAAAAACUUAUAACAGCUCACUAAGUUAAGCUACUUGUGGUCUUCUUUUAGUUUGCGAAAAAAAUCAAUCUGCAUUGCACGUUGGUCGGUCGUGGUCUUUUUUGGAGUUUAUUUUUGCUUGCAUCGUCUACGUCAUCUCUCAGUUCCGUUCUGAGGCACAUCGACGGCCACCACCACAUCAACAGUCACUACCUCGAACUACGCGGUGGCGCACAAAACUAGCUCUUUUUACGGAUCAGGAAUCAACAAGCCGACACCAACGAGAUGACGGAUACAGUGAAAGUCGAAAACAGCUGCACGACCGGCGUGGUCGUACCGACUACAACAGGCUCAGGUAGCCAAACGGGUGUGCCAGCGAAUGCGGCGGUUGUGGGGGCUCCUGAGAUUAAGGCUGCUCUUCUCUAGAGUACAGUUCAUCUCGCGAGUGUGAUGCGAAGGAUCCCUAACGACCUAACCUAGCCUCACCUUCGCGAGCAUGCCCUUCUAAAAGGAAAUGGAAGAUGAUAGCGGUUUACUUCAAUGUAUUAGAAGCUUUCAUUUGAAGUAAACCGAACAAGAUGACUGUACUUGCGCAGUGCCGUACGUCGGUAGGUAGCUGUUUCUUACUACUGAACAAGAAGACCACCGUUGUAGGUUGUCUCUAUGUUGUCUAGUAGGUCUAAUUUUAUGUUGUCUAGUAGGUCUAAUUUGAGUCCUGACGUGAAGGAGAAGUGCCACGACUCUCCUUGCACCGAGAACACAGUGGAUGACUCGCCGCUUGGCCAGCACGAAAUGCUUCACGGCUUGCGCGAGAAAGCUAUGCGUGAAGAGCGCACCAGUGGAUAUCAAGAACUACAGCAGUUGUUUCCGGAUCACCUGUACGGAUUAACUUUUUUGUCCCAUCCUUAUAGACGAAAAUGUUGAAACCCAGCACUUUUUUGGAGUGAAUAAAAAGAGUGCUGGAAAGAUGGUACUGCUAGCCGUGUCUUGGCCUCGGUCACGGUCACUAUCAGAACUAGCCUGGUCUCUUCGUGUCUUGGCCUCGGUCACGCCGACUAUCACAAGUAGUCUCUAGUACGGGUGCUACGGACUGGACAGCAGUUUCAGAGACGCACACAGGACAAUCUGACUAUCUUUAGCAUGCCUAUCUUCAGAGACUCUAGACAGCACUAUCAGAGUCUACCCAGAUGGACAAACCCCCUUCCAUCACUUAGAUGGAAAAGACCCCUUUCAUACCUUUUUCCCGGACACCUUGGCCUCUCCGAUGAACAGCGAGAACACCUCCAUUAUGAGAUUUUCUCACCUAGUACCUUGCAGAGACACGAUUUUAUCAUCGUACUCAGAAGUGAGAACUUAUAUUGCACCAAGUCGUACAUACAUCAAGAACUUAAUCCAACACCUGACCUAAAGACAUCUGUCUACUCGUAUGGACUACUUUCAUAUUAAUAACCGAACAUGGCAGUAGCACAUGCCUCACAUAGACUAUGGACUACUCAUCUUCAUACAUUUGAACAUUUUAUAGACUGUACUUUCAUACCUCCGAGGGAAAAGGUUUCGACGGGAGUGAGCGACUUGGAGGCAUUGGAGAAGCAGUUACAGAAGGCUCUGUACAGUGCUUCAGCAAAGAAGGAAAAGAAGAAUAAAGAAGGCAAGUCGACUAGAUUGGCUGUGGGGAACUUGAACUCCAGUGCUUCUGCUUUAUUCAAUUUAAGGCCCUAUCCCGAGCGAGGAAGUCUAUCUUUGUUCUCUAAGCAUCUUGGUUUCCGUCCCCUGUUUCGUUUGACGUGAGCCGUGAGGGGGACGAAAGGGUCACCAAGAUGAAUGCUAUCCUAACCGAGAAGAUGAAUCCUUUAGUGGACGAGGUCUAAUCUUCACUGCAAAUGUUGUGGAAGAACAAGGACAAAGCAAGGAGACAACUUCAGUGGAGAUGGAACAGCAGAAGGUGGAGGAUGCUUUGCGACAAACCGCGACGAGUGUCGCUGCAGCGAGCCAGGAUGUGGAGUACAACUCCAAUCUUGACGACACUUACACCUUGGGCGCCACUACUUAAGACUCCUCACUCCUGUACUUCUUUGAUUUCCACCACAGGACGAGGUCACUUUUCUCUGUCUUGUUCUUCGUUAUUUUGGAAGAAUCUAUCGUAAAUGAGGAUGAAAUGAUGAACCUCCGUAGGAAAUGUGAAUCAAUGGCAGUGCGAUACUGGAAUGUUUUGAGCUCCUCCUCUAAAUUACAUCGUUUCCGACUCUUGUGCAUCCUCCUACGCCCGCUACUAUCGAAGAAAUGCACGAAGGGCAAGGCUCGGUUUCUGCGACGAGCGACGGCUUGAGCAACAGAUUAAGGCUUGGCGUGAUUCAUUUCCAAAGGUCUUUCACCUCUACUCUUUCCGUCUCGGAAUUCAAAAGCAAUGAAAUAUGAUUAAGAAACUUCAGAAAUUGAUUGCCUGGACAAACAAGCAUUGACAGAGUAGCGAAGUCUUUAUCUCAACUACGAAUCAGGUGAACAUAUAUUUUUCAUGAUCAUCAAAUGCAUUGCUUCAAGCUCUAAACAACGAAGGUGGAUUGUUGGAAACCUCUGGCAGUGUGGUGUCCGACGAUUGCUGGCGGGCUUACCGGACCACGUCUCUGGGCCUUGCAGCGGCGGACUACGAUUAAGAUUUCCACCACAGAUCUACAUCUUUCUUCGCAAGCAUUCUGGGCCCUCCGUUUUGAAGGGGGGGAACAAGGUAGUUCCAGGAUACACCACUUUAAGACGGGAGACUUAUGCGAGGUCCUCUAAUACGAGCGUUUGACCCAGAUCUUUGAGGCUUCUCAGCAUUUGGCCCGCACUGUGUCGGCCUUGCCGACGACCACGCCGAAGCAUCAAACGAAUGCUGCUUUGUCGGAAGAGGAGCGCGCGGACUUGGCGAACAGCAACCAGCUGACAACGGCCACGGGAACAAGCUCGCCUUCUCCGACGACUCUGGAGGUGGGACAGCAACAUUUAAGGCUCAAUACAAGUGAUUUCCAAGGGUCAUCUUCUUCGGCUUUCUUCUUGGGAUCAUAUGAAGAAAGGAAGGCAAGAAAUGGAUCGUUUUGAGCUCUAAAGCACGGCCUGAACAGUAGUCCCGGAGGACAUCCGCUGGUGUCGUCCAGUAACUUGGUUUCGUCGUCGCGCUCUUGUUCGGUUUCACCGCAACUUGACCGAACUCUAUCGGGAUCGACUUCGACACGGCGCCCCAAGCAAACGCUCUCGCCUGCAGGCGUGCCGCUAGAAGACGAUCCAGAGAGUUUCCCGAGUUUGGACUUGCGCUCGAACUCUGCGACGCCUCAAUUAAGGCCUCUACUUUACCUUUUAUCACUAUCGUUCCAUAAUUUGGACAAACCACUAUGCUGACGAGUUGUGGAUUCCCCUUAGAGAUCAGGGGAAACCUAAGUGCAAAUCCCUCAGCUUGAUAGAGAUCAAAGAAGGCAAGUCUCUCGUCAGCCACGCAUAGUGGUACUCUAGUGCUAAGUCAAGAACAACUGGCAGAAGAGGCUGACGAAGACGUGGAGGAGGAGGCAAGUGGAGGCGCUGACUUCAGCACUGGAGGUCGCGCCGCAGCGGGCUCAGUAGGCCUUUCGACCAGCGAUUACGAGAGACUCAACAAAAUCAUGCUAGAGCCACCCUUCGUGCGCACGGCGAGCGUCGAUACUCCGAGUGCUCUGCGCGAACGAACUGCAAAUGCGAUUCACGAAGCCAUCAACGCCUCGAAUGCCGCGAGAGCAGCACAGAAUGCAGCGGAUGCGACGGGACGAAAGGCACUUAGACUCACAUAAACCAAAAGUUCUUGUGCUCUCACUACUGUGUUUGUCCUUUCCCACUUUCUUCCUCUACUUCUGAUUCGAAAUAGGUAUUGAAGUAUAAGUAUAUUUAGAGACCUUGUAAACAACAACUAUGAAGAACUACUCAAACCAAAAUGAAAUUUCAGGCUAGCCCAAUGGCAGGUGGUAAGCGUGCCUCUCCUCCUACGCCGCCUCAAGCUCGCGUGCCUGGAUCGUGGCCGCCAGUUCCUCUUCCGUUUGCCGACUCUGUUCCCUUUCCGUUCUUUGACCCUCUUGCGUUUUCGUCUCCUGGGGCUGCUUUGGCUGCCGCUGGACGUGCGGUAUUUCUUAUUGGAUAAUAUUCGUCUUGUGGCGUUCGAUUUCGAGCUUCUGCAUAUUUUUAUGUUCAAGGGUAGUUAUUGUGGAAGAGGUACAUGCUUUUACAACUUACUGCUGUCAUUGAAGUACUGCUCACUGCCAUUGAUUCUCUUCGUCAGAACCUUUCCGCUGCACCGAGCGAUCCAUUUGGGAACCCGUACCUGCCUGGUGCUUUUCCUGGCGCCAUGGAGGCAUGGGAAGCGUAUUGGGCUCUUGCGUCAGCCGGAUUGAAUAAGCAGCUUGAGGCAGCCUCGUACUUCUAUGGCGCGGGUGCUGGCGUGCUGCCGGACUUUGGCCAGAUGCCGCACUGGCCCCCGACUUGGCCGCCAUAUGACCCGGCCGCCAUGCAGUUGGCUGCAGGUAAUCAUUUCUAUUUGGGAUCAGACCUAGAAUAGUCUAGUUCUUCAAUCCUUACACUUUUGGAUGCAACACGACGAUGACUGAUUACUCAUCUUACGUUGCAGUUUCUUCUAGUUUAGAUGCUUCUGUCCUUGCUUCGUCUCUCUGACGAGAUUUGAACCAACAUCCUUUCUUUCAGAUGCCGCUUUGCAUCAAGGUGGCGGUGGCAUGGAUCCGUUCAAGAUGUUGGCGGGUAAAUCGCGCCAGCGCCGUGGUUCUAAGUGCUCCUUAGAUGGCGACCGACCGGAUGAGCGUGCACGUGCGAACACCAGAAUGUGCGCUGGGGGCAAAUCAGUGGCAGCAGGGCAGGCUCACAUGGAAGGCAGUGCGGCAGCAGCUAUGGCGCCCUCGGCUGGGGAGCACCACUUGACUUUAAGAGGAAUUUUGAUAGUAUUUAACUACAUUCCCCUUAUAUUCUCUUAUUUUCUCUUUGAGGUGUGCUGCAAAUCUUGAUUGGCUUUCACCUUUUAGGUGAAGGUUUAGGUCCCGCGACGCUCAAAGCACUAAGUAAAACAACCGGUUACUUAGUUUUCACCUCUAUAGAUUUAGGCUUAUCCCAUGCAGCAGCAUUUACUAGAACAACAGUACUUAGUUGUUCUAGAAACAAGGGAAGUGAACAACAAUCUUGCAUCUCAGUGUGUAGGACAAUGAAUUUCACCCGAGAGACAGCUCAUCUUCUAAUGAACAAUGCACCGGGCGUUAUUGGAUGUUCCGACCAGAACCAUCUGCUCAAUGCGCUUAAUGGUCCUGGGGCUAACGCUGGGGGUUCCGGAAUGCUACCCGGUGACAACACUACCACGCGUUCUUCGUCCAUGCACAACGUGAUGAACAACACCAGCAAUUCUAUUUAUGGUCGGCUUUUAUAUUUAUUCAUCUCGCUGAGCAUCUUGACACCCUUUUCCCCUGUCUUCCCAUGAAAUACAAGGGAAAAAGCAUCAAGAUGGGGGGACCGAGAUGAAUUCCAGCACACUCUAAUCUAGAUUGAAUAAUCACGCGACUUUGGCUGGUGCUGGAGGCGCGAAUGCGAUGAGUGCCAACUUACUCAACCUCCACAACAUGGCUAAGGGACAGCCGAGCAUGAAUAAAGGAGGAGUAGGUGUUGGCUCGCAGUCCCACCACCAGAACAACAACACGAGCAAUUUCGGGAACAUGAUGAAGAAUGUGGCUGCGGGGAACAAUGCCAGUACGACUGCUGCUGACCUUCACCGUGGUUCUAAUAUGAGUGCCAGUAAUAUGUUGAGCGACGGAAACAACAUGGCUGCGCUGGGUGCCCCGCCGGGCUUUCCGCAGAAAGGCCAACGCGGUGGGAAUAACCGUAUGGGUGGUGGAAAAGUGGGGUUCGGAAAUUCCAACAGUAUGCCGGUUGGAGGUGGCGCGAUGGGCGGCAACAAUGCUAAACAGAGUAUGAUGGGCCAAGGCGCUGGGGAUAACAAUCACUUAUGACAGGAGCAUGCGCUAAUUUAUACAUAGUGAAAAUUAUGAUGUAAUAGGAUUUGAUAUCCGUAGGAGCCUUCCUAAUACUCUUCAGUUCCUUAUUAAAAGCCCUAUAACAGGAUCAUGUGGAGGAAGAUGAAGAUCCAGUUCACGCUCUGGGUUUGAAACUUAUCGCUAACAAUCCGGAUAUACUUAUACCAGGUGUGGGCUGUCUGAACUGUUGGCACUAGACUUGCGCAUACUGAGGUCCUUUACUACUUAGAGAUGAUGACCUUCCAGUUUUUUUUACAAGUACAGCAUUGCUCAUCUUCUAAUUCACAUGUCUGGACACCAGCAGGGAGCUGGCGGACUUGGUGAUGGAGGUAUGGGAUUCUCUCAGUUUGAUUCUGGUCUGAACUGCGGGGAUGCCUCGAAUGCAGGUGGCUUUGGUGGAGGCCGAUCUGGUGGAAUGGAUGGGAGAAUGAACCCUCAGCAGAACAUCGCUGCAGCACAUCUUACGGCUUCCCCUAAUCCAUCUUCCGAGGCAUCUUAGCGACGUUUUCAAGGGGAAAGCAGUCUCAGGAUGGACUUGGAGAUGGAUUUGGGUGAGCUCUAAACAUCGAUCCAUGCGCAAGCGCCCUGACACGUCAGGAAAAUUUCUGUGCACCUACUUGCUCGGCGUAAAGCUCAGCGACCCCUUUGACGUCGCCAAACGCAUCAUCGGCCCGGACGGUAUGGAAGUUUUGAUUUCUAAUAUCUCUUGUUGUACUUGUUGACGAGUCCUCUUCUUAAUGAUAUUACGUCCCUCUUUUUAUUGUACUGACCACUCCUAGUAUCGAAGUCCCUUCCUGUUAUCGUCUCUUCAUAGCUAUGAUGCACCAGUACAUUUUGAUCCCAAGAACGUUUCCCUCUUGUUUUUCUACCCAGUAGUUUUUCUAGAAUAAAUAUGAAUCAAUGUACAUCACAGGUCACAACGUGAAGUACAUUUCGCACGUCGUGCAAGGAUGUAAAGUGCGUCUGCGUGGCGAGGGUUUCCAGAAUGAAGAGGACAACGCUCCGUGCCAGUUAAAUGUUUCUUAAGAUUCUUAACGAUUGAAAUUAUGUAAGUUAGUCCCAGAGUGGAGACGACAAUUAUUGACCACUCAGUUCCAAACAUGAGACAGGAGGUUAUCUUCUGAGCAUACAGGCGAAGUAGGAGGUUAUCUUCUCAGAUAUUGUAGGGCGCCUUGGAGGAUCGAUUUCUGAGUAAAACGUAGAUGAUAUUAAAGCUAGGAACCUUAUUCCGAGGAAAUGAAUUCAAUUUUGUUGGAGACUCUAAGUCUUGGUUCCCACGAAAGAGGGCUACAUCAUUGCCAAGCACCUCGUUCACACUCUUUUGGAGAAGAUCUUUCAAGAUUACUACGACUACACUGGCGGUAUUAUGUUCUUUCCUGUCUUCUUAAGCUUUUGUUUUUUAGAUGUUGAUCAUUCAUUUUGAUGUGGUAGCUAUUCAUCUUCAUCUACUUCACCCCAAGCGAAGACCCUGGUUUCAGCAGUUCUGUCUUCAAAUUCAUGAUAUUAAUAUUUCUUAGCUCAAAUGAUUAUCCAUCCUAUUAUUUGAUAAUAGUUAACAUCGUAGGUCUUGAUACUUCCGCUUCUACAUAAAUCAUACCUAGCUAAACAAACAGGUCGUUAUCGUCCGCGCGUGCAUUGCCAGGAGCAUCCUUUGAACGAUACAAUCCCCGCAGAAUGGGAGAGGGAAUUCAAGCGGGGUUCUCCGUGGUUCACGUCGUACGAAAAGCCGAAAUUUGUUAAGACAAAAGUACUUAUUCUAGCUCAUAACUAAUUUAUUACCCAACUUGGCGCAACUUUCAAGAAAGUGCCUGGAGAAGUACUGGUCUCCCUGCGUUCAUAUACUUGACGGAUAUGCGACAUGCGAAAGAAGUACUGGCUGGCAUUCGGUUCGAUGGAAAGAAGAGCAAGCCCAACAUCGCUGGCAGCAGUGGCCAAGCAGACGCCGGAACCGUCUGCAGUGUCCACAUGCAGAGCGCCUCUACUCAGGUGUCAAACACUGUCGCGGCCUCGUCGCAGGGUGGGAGCAACGGUUCUAACAACAACAACAACAUCAACAACGCUAACAUGUUGGUGCAGCACAACAAUGUUAAUGGAGGCAACGGUGGACUGCAAAUGGCUCAUUGCUCGACUGGUGUGAACAACAAUAAUGCCAACAAUCAGUUCAACAACAUCGGGGGUGCGGCAACUGGUGUUAAUGAUAAUGUGGGAGCAGGAGCUGGAGGUAACAUGGGAAAUGUGCAGAAUGUUGGUCCAGCGAACGGGAACAUGCCCUGCAAUAACUUUGGCUUCGCACCAAUGAACAGCCAGAACUUGAUGAACAAUCAGAACAAUCAGAUGAUGAACUGCAACAAUAACAACAUUAUGGCGCUGCAGAAGAUUUCUGAUGGAACGAUCUAGAUUAUCUAGGUUGAAUGGAUUUCUUUUCGCCUCUUAUAGGUACUAGGCACCGCGGUAAUAGAAAGAUCAUAAUCGAAGUUGAAGGACAGUGAUCCUAGUCCGUAGAAACUUCAGCAAUUGAAUUCUUCAUAAGUGACACUUACAAGUGUGAUGAGGAUACAAAUAGUAGUUCUUGCAAGUGGUCCAGAUCCCCAAUGUAGUUUACUCCGCCUACAACCUAUCGUUACACGCACCUACUGCUUUCAUUCUCCACAACAUGCAAGGACAGAUGAAUAUGGCGGGGAAACCGCACAACAUGAUGCAAGGGCAGAUGAACCCCGCAACCGGAAUGAUCACACUUCCAACAGGAGGCCAGAAGAACGGCAUGCCUUUUCCGAAUGUGAACCAAGGUUUAUGAAAUAACAAGGACUUAUAUGAAUAGACGAGUACGUACGAAAUAUGAAUAGACGUAAUAGAAUACGAAGCGUUUACGAGUUCUCCGAUUCGAAUCUUUGUUCAAGUCGUUGGUUCGGAAACUCUCAGGUAAGUCCCUAUCUGAUCUACUAUCAUCUAGGUCGUAGAUUCUUUUUGUAGAUCUACUGUAGAUUUUAUUCGUCUACCCGUUUUCCGGGUAGAUCUACGGCUAGUAGAUCUACAGGUAGUAGUAGGCACUUACCUACAGCAGAUUCUUUUUGUAGUAGUAUGUAGCAAGAUCUACUAUCAUCUAGAUUGGUGUCCAGUAGCGACGUUACAAGUUUUUGCAGUCCAGUUAUAGAUCUUCUUUCAUGUUGAACCAACGUCGUGAACGGAGGUGCAGAAGGCUGCCAUUUAUGCGGAGGCUGUGGUAACACGGGAUUCAAUCAAGGGCAGAAGAAUUGCAAGGGCCAUGGUAUGGGGCGAAACCAGAUGUACUAGGAUGCCGUUGGAGGUGAGUAUGGGGACGAGAAGAAAUGGAGAUUGAUGAAGUUGCAAGUAAAUGAAUACUUCUUUGAUCAUGUCCGUGCUUCACUCGUACCUUCUACAACAAGGUGUUGAGUGAGUGUAGCAAAGUUCUGUACCGCAAACUAGAGGUGAAAAGUGAAACUGUGGAAAAUAGAUGUCGUGUAUCAAAAUCACCUUAGAGUACAUGUCUAAUUGUAAAUCUCUUCACGUAUAAUUGCUGUCCAAUGUGAAGAAAGCAAAGCGAGGGUAUGACUUCUUACAUCACGACUAUAAUUCCUGUACAUUUCAUGUAUUUUCCGUUGCAUAGUAUGAAAAAUGAUGCGUAGAAAGAUAGUGGUGUAGUAACCGGCCAUAGAUGAAUGACUCUGGUAGAGCAGUCCAUACUAGCUAUGACAUAUAUUUAUCAUAGUUGUCGUUGCGAACAAAUGUCGAUGUGAGAUGAAUCCUAGUCUUCGUGUCAUAGAAGUAGAACGUCAACAUCAGCAAGGAAGUACUCGUCAGACUCUCCUGGGGACUACUGUGAGACGUGACCAACUUAUCAUUUAACAACACAGAACUCUCGACAGCACGACAUGUACAUGAUUGGGCUUCUUACUCAUAACAAGUACUUCUAGAGAUGAAACAAAGGGGGUGGCUGGUGAUCAUAGAUGGUACCUGCUAGAACGAAAAAUUACGACGACGACAGACACAUUGGGACGACCCAAGUACGUGACGAGCUAAGUACAUGACGGAGUACUCUUAGUCGCGGGACGGGCUGGCGGUGCUGCCUUACGAAAACAAAAACAUGAAAGCUAGUAACAAGCUGUGAUGUUGAGCAGAUGAUUUGGCUACUCGACAGUAAGAAAAUAGCUCGUCCGCUGAAUAAUGAUACUACUAGUUGUCAACGAUAAUACCUUGUGAUUUUUUAGAAGCCAGUAAGCAACCUAAUACAUAAUGCAAAAGAUGAACAAGCCAUACGCUAGGACGACGAGAAACGAGUUAAGCAUACACUGAAUCGACAUGAUGAUUGCUGAGGUACACACACACAAAAGUCUGAUGUCAGGGUAACUAGAAACGGCAUGUUGUUGCAUAGAGGAAUGGAUAAAAAGAUCAUAGCUUAAAGAUAAAAACUAGGUUGUCAAUGUUAUCAAGAUGUUCUUGUUGUGGUCGACAUAAAAUAACUACAUCUAGUCGUGUGUGUCUGUGCUCGUAUUUUGUCAACAAAUUCUGCGAAAACUGAUCAAAGUAUCUGCUCAUAUCUGACGUCUGUGCAAAAAUUUUAGAAUCUUCUCACAAUCUUUUUUUCAAAUUCAACGCAGUGCGCCAAAAGAUCAUGUUAGACUAAUUUUCUUAAACCACAUAAGUUCCUCUUGUACUAAAAAAACAACCGACUGUGAAAACCACAUACAAGAAUAUAAUGGUAGCUAGAAAAACUUCAUUUUCAUUCGUCCGAACAUAGAUUUGUCGGAUACGAAUUCAAGGUGUUGCACUUCUGUUGCCUAAGAAAAUAAAGCAGAAACUAUAUUGUUGUUGCGUGGAUGAUAGAUGAGGUCUGCCUAUCUUCCUUAUGCUUACUCUUCAUUGUCGUUUUUGGCCACUCAGCUGACACGGAUUGUUGUCGAGGCACAGGUCAGCAGCUUAAAUCAUGGAUGUGUAUGUAUCUCAAUCUCAGGUGAGGAAGAACCACGAACUAGGCCUUUUUAAUUAGAUAGGGAUGAUGGAAACGACUGCUGCACUUCUAGAGCCACUAAUUAUAAAAUCAAGGAAGAAAUAUAGAGGUAAAAGAAAAGUAGGGAAUAGUUGGGACAUCGGCUGAAUAACAAAGACAUGCUCAAACACGAAGAUUGUUCAUUCGACGAAGGAAGCAUUAUUAAGGGUUACCACAUUGCAUUCUUCACAGCCAUCCUUGACUGUUUUCCAGGAGGAAAGGGGCCGGGGAUGAUCUGAAGAAUGCCAUGUCGCAACCUCUAACAUGAAGAUAGCAGGCACCAUGCUGCUAUUCUCCAUAAGAUUGACCACGAUGACCAGUGUGCAUGCAGAUUUGACCAGUGUGUAUGUAUUUAGAUCCAGUUCGUAUUUGUUCUAUAACUCAAAAUUUUUAGUGCGUCCUUUUCCGUCUUCCGUUGUUUUAAUAAAUACAGAUAGACUUCUUAUAAUCGAAUGAUGAAACACACAUAGAUGUUGGCGUGGUUUUCAAUGGUCGUCUCAAAUUGAAGGACUGGUGAACACAGAGGACACGGAUGUAGAUGGUUAUUAACACUAGAUAUUUAUUUUUUGACCCAAACUUUGAUUUUCCAAAAUUUGGAUCUCAGUCUAUUCUUUUUUAGGAGGGACUUUCAUACUGCCUGCGGAAAGAUUCUUUCCAGAAAUAACUCGACUCAAUUAUGAUUAAUUCUAUACUCGUUACUAGGCAUUGAGGACAGGAAUGACACUGAUUGAGUGGGACGACACUGAUAGAUUCAGGACGACAUUGAUUGAGGAGGAUAUUAACAACAUUGAUUGAGGAUCAAAAUUGUAGAAGAUGGUUCUUCCACAUCGAUUACUACCGAUUUUUAUGACUUAGAAGAACGAGUUGUACAGGACAAAAAGUAACUGAUUAAUACUAAGGUACUGCCUGGGCUCGGAAAGAUCACGGUGAAGGUGAGAAGGUUUUACUACGUCAAGAACAUCAAGGCGUACGCAGUUGCUGCUUGUGCGUCCUCUGAGUUUGUUGUUAUUCUUGGCUUUCUUAGAUGUAUCUUUUUUGCUCUUUGACAGCAAAGUCACACACACAUACAGAUGAGGACGUGCUGGAAUGCAGAUUGCUCACAUUGCAGGAACGAGAAUAUAGUACCAAAUUCUCGAUGUAAGACAACCUGUACAACGACGACUUACUCUUGCUUCAUCUGUUGAUGUAGAUGUAUAAUCUUCAUAAGUCCUUCUAAUUCUUCUUGGCGACUUGCCGC